CCCCUCUCUCUCUCUCUCUCUCUCUCACACACACACACGCACAAGCGCGACGAUGUUGAGACUCUGUUAAACAUGGCUACUGACGAGAAAAGACCCAAGAAGGGCAUUCUCAAAAAUUCUUCAAGUUUUGAUAAACCUGACCAAACUUCGGUUGACUUACAUGGAGCCAGUAGCAGAGUGCAAGGGCGAAAAGAAACAAAAUGGGAUGAGAUGAAUAUCCUUGCCACACACCAUCCUCCUGGUAAAGACUAUGGCCACAUGAAAGUUGAUGAGCCUCCUACGCCCUAUGCCAGACUCUCAGAUCAAGAAGACGACGAUGAGGAAUGCUCAACUAGCAAAGCCAAAUCAAAGAAAGGAAAACAGAGGAGCUUUGAUGCCACAGAAGAGCUAAACCCCACUGACCUUAUUGAAAGGUUACAAGACAGUAGAGCUGCCAAAGUGUUAAGCAAUGACUCAGAAGGCAGUUCCGAAGAAGAAACUGAAACUGAAGAGAUGAAACAGCAACACCUAUUGUUGAGAAGAAGCGCAAGCUACAUUAUAAUGAAUACCAGGCUGUACUGCUGGCGAAGAAACUGAUGGAGGAAGAGGAGGAGGAUGAAGAUGACGAGGCGGCGGAUAAUGAAUAGGACGGCAACACAGCACAGCCUUGUCGAACCUUUAAACAUCUCAGUAAUCGGCUGCUGCAUUUGCUGCCCAGUGGUGCAUCAACUCUGUUGCUUCCUAUCUAUAUACCAUAGGACAUAUAUGUAUACACACACACACAAGCACACAUGUAUUUAUAUAUAUAUAUAUAUAUAUAUAUAUA
Octopus sinensis (East Asian common octopus) is the source of this 805-nucleotide messenger RNA. RefSeq names its product protein phosphatase inhibitor 2. The record is from RefSeq and is a predicted model, not a curated record. Gene Ontology annotation, biological process: regulation of signal transduction. The transcript is spliced from 5 exons. Gene Ontology annotation, molecular function: protein phosphatase inhibitor activity. Lineage: Eukaryota; Metazoa; Mollusca; Cephalopoda; Octopoda; Octopodidae. Bases 73 to 576 code for a protein of 167 amino acids.